Molecule: messenger RNA, 483 nt
Organism: Eimeria necatrix
Lineage: Eukaryota; Apicomplexa; Conoidasida; Eucoccidiorida; Eimeriidae
Exons: 1
Coding region: 1-483 (160 amino acids)
Source: RefSeq, a predicted model, not a curated record
AUGUUCGGCACUGGCCCGUACGCCCGCAGCUCCACCCCGCCUGCAGCAGCAGCAGCAGCAGCAGCAGCAGCAGCAGCGCAGCAGCAGCAGCAGCAGAGCAGGAAUGGUGGAAACAAACAAAGUGCUGCAUUUCCGAACUUUUGGUGGCGGUACAAACGAACAAGUGCAAAUAUCAGCAGCAGCAGCAGCAGCAGCAGCAGCAGCAGCAGCAGCAGCAGCAGCAGGCAGCUCGCUGCUGCUGCUGAAAAGGGCAAAGAAGCAAAGGAUCUUUUCUUACUUCUUUGGCCCAAAGCCUUUCUGCUGCCAGCAGCAGCAGCGCGCAGCAGCAGCUGGCGGAAUCUGCUGCUCCUGCGGAGGUACUUGAGGGCCAGCAGCAGCAAAACGGCCAGCAGCAGCAGCAGCAGCAGCAGCAAAAAGGCCCUGAUGCUGCAGCGGCGAGCUGCAGCAGCAGCAGCACUAAAAGGCACUUCAGCAAAUCUGUAG